This is a messenger RNA of Bactrocera oleae (olive fruit fly), 5823 nucleotides long. Lineage: Eukaryota; Metazoa; Arthropoda; Insecta; Diptera; Tephritidae. The record is from RefSeq and is a predicted model, not a curated record.
GUUAUUUAUUUAAAUUGCUUUUUACACCUAUAUUAUAUUCUAUUACAGAGUAACUUACAUCACUUUUAUGAUCAUCUACAUAUGGAAUUACAUUACAUUAACUCAGGUUCAAACCCGGAAAUGAUGAAUGCUAAAAUAAUUUACUAUAGGCUACAAAAACACUAUUCAAACUGAUUUCUGGAUAUUUUGGAUCUAACAAUUAAAAAUUGGCUUCCGAAAUCGUGAAAACCAUUUGACUACAGAAUAACUUCAGUAAUUGCAGUUGAACAAUAUUAUAAAUACAUAUGUAAGUCCUCGACAACCCGGCAAGUCGCAACUACCCGAAACUCCAAUAUAUUUAAAAAUCUUUUAAGGAAACUAGUACAUAUUUUAUCUACUUUAGAACUAAAGAAACUCAAAGAAAUGUGAAUAGAAAUCUCUAGUAGGUCAAAAAUAUUGAUAGAAAACGCUAGUAGGCAGUGUUUCAUAAGUUGCAACGUGUGUACUUGUAUGUAUUAGCCUCCCCAUUAGAUACAGCAAUCUCUUAAAAGGCCUCAAAUUAUGCAUGCGCUUAGCUGUCAACCACCAGCAGGCGUAUUAUCCUUUGCUCUUAAAAGGCAUAUGUGCGCCGCAACACGUCGACACGUGAGCAUAAACCCACAAACAAUGCUGAGUAAUGGAUAGAUGUAUAUCGGAUAUGAUCACACGUGGUCAUGCAUGCCGUAAAAUGAGUCGAGUGGCUGGAUUGCAUCGGCGCCGUUGAGUGAUGUGUGCGUGUUACGUGGCAUGCAACGCUCAGCAUUUCAACGAAUGCAACUACAAGAGACACCGCUAGUUUAAAAAGUCGAAGUGAAAGGCACAGCAACAACAAAGCAAUAAUAAAGAGGCGAACAUCGGCGUUUGCAACAACAAAAAAUAAAUUGAAAAUGAAAAAUGGAAAACAAAAGAAAAUAUACAAUAAUAAGGCGGUAGUAAGUCAGAGGAAAAACGAAUAAGCACAUGCAAGUGGAGGCAAAACCAAAACACAAAUACAUAACUUUUGACUUUACAUACCGCACAUGCGAGUAUGUACACACGCAUGCGCAUGUCUACAUCGAUAAAAUGUGUGGACGUUAAAGUGACUUCAACUUUGACAUAACAGUAAUUUAAAAUCUGCCUUCGAGCAUACCCAAUAUUUUGUAUUUUAUUUGGUGUGUGACUCCGGAUUAAGAAAUACAAAACAAAAACAAGGAGAUAUCAGCAGCACUAGCGAACCGAAUUGAAAAACGAUAAAUAUGUCAGCGAGAACACGAAAAGGAAACGAAAAAAUAUUGUUAGCAAUUUUAGUCGAGUCUAAUAAAGGCAAUCGGCUUUCUUUCUCUACAGCAGUGAGCUUCGUUUAUGUUCAUGCAAGUUGACAAUAACAGGAAUGUAAACGAUUUAAAUUGUAAAUCGGCGAGCAAAGUCGUAAAUCAAAUAUUUCAAAAGCUAACCACCAGCAACUAAUGAUUUUAAUGGCAAUUGCGUAUCAUAAUCAAUCUUUUUUCAUAUUAAAGACAUAUGUACAUUUGAGAAUAUUCUCCUAAAAAUUUUAAAGUGAUACGGCAAAAUAGUUUCAGAGAUAUAGCGUAUAGUGUAAAAUUUUGUUAACUUAGCUUAAUGGACUCCCAAAAACUUAAAACGCGUUUUUCUCAAAACGCUAGUUUCGGAGUCGGUGAAACGGAUGGACCGAUCCACGACGUUUUUACACAUAUUUGUCAGCUCAUUCUGGAGCGCCUCCAGUGAACACUCACUCAUUGAGCGAGUGACUGGUGAGCAACUUUGUAUGCUCAAUUACAGCGCUGAGCGUAGUUGGCCGCCGAAGAGCGACUUAGAACAUUAGUUUGGGGUAUAUAUUCCUAUAGUUCUAAAUCCCGUCGUACUAAAACUACCAAAGAAUGACAGAUGUUAUGCUUACUUGUAUGUAUUUAGUAUAUGUAUGGGCAAUAAUUGCUCACGUGUAUGUGAGCAUGUGCGCCUGUAUGUAUGUAACUCAGCUGAUUGCACCCUCCACUAUUUGACAGUGACGGCCAUUGAGCGGCUUCUAGCGCUGUAAUAUGGUUGUUUGGCAUUUUUGAGCGGUUUCAAGCGUAUGCAUACGUGCACUAACACACUCACACGCACAUACACACACGCAUGCAUACGGGCAUACAAAUGUACCCCUAUAAGAGACAAUGUUGACCAAAUGUUGUACGUACCAACAUAUUUAUAGCAGACAGACUGUGCUCAACUAAAUCCAAAACAGAAAAUUACACAAACAACAACACCAGCACUAAAGUAUUUCUUCUUCAACAUCAGCCACUGUACAAGCAAAUUAGUGUAGUAUUUGUGUUGCACAGUACUCAGAGCUACCCAGCACAAGACGGCGCGUGAAUACACACAGUGUUGAGCCAGCGUAUGAAACAACAAGCCCACCGCAGCAGUCGUUAGGCUAGCCAGCGAGACUCUAGCACGAUUACGAGAUAUUUAUACAAAAUAAUAGUAAUAAUAAUAAUUAUAUUCAUUAUAUUUUCAUAAAUUUUUAAGCAACGAAUUUUACAACAACAAUAAAUGGUGUUUAGUGAACAAUAGAAAGUUUGCGGUUAAAAAAAAAACUUGUGCGUUUCAAGGCGUAAAAUGUGGCCAUGGAUGUUUUUUUGAUAUCAAUCACAGCGAUCAAGUGAAGAAAAAAAUAGAAAUCCAUAAUUUUACGAUCCUCACGAUUAGCGGUCAUAAAGUGUCAGAAGCUGCGAUUUGUUUGUGAACGAACGGAAAGUGGCGCGCUACGUAAUCCUUAUCAGCCGACAACUUUACCAACAACAUACAAACAUACAACAUAGACAUUAGUGCGUGUGUUGGAACAACAAACACACGAGCAGACAGUAGAAAAGGUGUGCGCGCUAAGCUUCGUAUAAACAACAAUAAUAAAUAAUAUUGUUUAUGCAAGGAUUUACUGCUGCAGCGAUAAAAGGUUUAAACACAUCUUAGGCGCCAAUCAAGCGUGGACAGCAGCCAUAAGUUGUCUGAUAUGAACUUGCAACAGCCUUUGAUGUUUCUACGUCGCAUAUCAGCAUACAAUUGCACUUUAUUAGUGAUUCAUUUUCUUUACAACGCAAACAACAAUAACAACGAUUGACCUACGGAAUUUUGCAUUUUGAAUACAGAAACUUUACAAUUGGUUUUCUUGUUUAUGACUCACUGCCAUUUUCGAAUUGGCGCUAAUUUUAGCAAGAACAAAUAAAUCAAGGACUUACACUAGACAACAAACUGCCAAUAAACUAUCUACUAAGUAAUUUAUAUAUCCAGUUAGACACAGAGUGACUAAGCAAUUUUCCACACAUCAUUACGUCACUUAGUCUUAAUUAAUGCUACAAAAUGUAUAAGUUGCUAGCCGGUUUAAAAUCCUAUCUGAAAUGGCAGCCCAUUGAGACGGACAAUGCCAUCUUCCGCCUGCACAACUCAUUUACGACCGUGUUGCUGCUCACCUGCAGUAUGAUCAUUACGGCCACACAAUUUGUAGGUCAUCCGAUCAGUUGCAUCGUGAGUGGCAUACCGACGCACGUGGUGAAUACAUUCUGUUGGAUUCAUAGCACAUUUACGAUGCCAGACGCAUUCAAGCGACAGGUCGGCCGUGAAGUAGCUCAUCCUGGUGUUGCCAAUGAUUUCAACGAUGAGGAUGCCAAGAAAUACUACACAUACUACCAAUGGGUCUGCUUCGUACUCUUCUUUCAGGCUAUCGCUUGCUACACACCGAAGUUUUUGUGGGACAAAUUUGAAGGUGGGCUGAUGCGCAUGAUCGUCAUGGGUCUAAAUCUAACGAUUUGUACGCGUGAGGAAAAGGAGGCGAAGCGUGAUGCCUUAUUGGACUACCUAAUCAAGCAUGUGAAGCGCCACAAACUGUAUGCCAUGCGCUACUGGGCCUGCGAGGCACUCUGCUUUAUCAAUAUCAUUGUGCAAAUGUAUUUGAUGAAUCGUUUCUUCGAUGGUGAAUUCAUGUCUUACGGUACACGUAUCAUGCAGCUGUCGGACGUGCCACAGGAGCAGCGUGUCGAUCCAAUGGUUUACAUAUUUCCACGUGUCACCAAGUGUAUAUUCCAUAAAUAUGGUGCUUCCGGUUCACUGCAGAAGCACGAUUCGCUAUGCAUACUGCCGUUGAAUAUUGUCAAUGAGAAGACUUAUGUAUUCAUUUGGUUCUGGUACAUGAUUAUGCUGGUGAUGUUGAUCGGCCUGCUGCUCUUCCGCGCUUGCAUCAUUUUCAUGCCCAAAUUCCGACCACGUCUACUCAAUGCUCGCAAUCGCAUGGUGCCCAUGGAGAUCUGUCGAUCGCUCUCACGCAAAUUGGACAUUGGUGAUUGGUGGCUCAUCUAUAUGUUGGGUCGCAAUUUGGAUCCUGCCAUCUACAAGGAAGUAAUGAGUGAAUUUGCCAAACAAGUGGAACCCUCAAAGCACGAUCGCACCAAGUAAGAUGUGUGUAAGGGCAAAUGGAAAAAAAAACAAAGAAGCGUAAAAGAAGAAAGAACACUGUCUGAAAUCGUGUAAGGAAUAACCUAUAGUAGAUUUUUCAUAUACAUACAUACACUAAAGAAAAAAUUUAAAAAUUAUGAAUGUACACAAAAAAAACAAACAAUGACAAUCUAAUGUAGUAAUUCUGUGAUUAAGAAUUUUUUUAGAAUUCCAACUAAAAAUGUUUAACAAAGAAGAGAAGUUUUAUGAAACGGCAAGCAAAUACAAGGUUUUAAAAGCUAAUAUACAAAAAUCAAUGAUCACAACUCGAAAUAUAUUAAACAUAUAUAUAUAAAAAAAAUAAAAAAUUUAAUUCAAAACUUCACCAACAAAAAGGUGCGGAAUAGUAAUUGCAACCAUAUGUAAAUUAGUUUAUGACCUGACAUAAAUAAAAAAAAUUAUGCAUUUCAUAUGUAUAAAUGAGAAUUAUGUAUUUAGUUGUAAGUUUUGAAAUUUAGUAUAUUUUAACUUUAUUCAAAUGUUCGCUUUUGAGUCUUUCAAUUUUUAUAUUUAGCAUAAAAGUUGAAUAAAAUGUGUAUGCAUACACAUAUACAUAUUUCAUAAUAUUAAGUGUAGUUUAUAGAAAACAAAUGAAUUUGCAUAUUUUUAUAAUAAUUAAUAAGUGAAAACUAUUUUAAGAAAAGACAAGAAAAAUUUGAUAAUGAAAUUGGUUUAUACAAAUAUGUAUGCUAUAUAAUACAUAUAUGAUAUUUUUGUAGACUCUGCAAAAUGAUUGUUUUAUUAAUGUCAAAAAGUGAAUAACGCAAUUGGAAAUCUCACAAAUACAGUUUGUUCGCUUCUAGGGGUAAGUAAUGCCCAUUAUAUUCUCAUCCACCAGAAGUCUACGUAGGUAAAUGUAUGUAAAUAAUACUGAAUAUAAAACUCCUAUACGCAAACAAAGCAAAUACGCCGACUCAUUUACAUCGCCAAAAUAUAAAUACUUGAAAUAUCAACAAUUUUUAUUUCGACACUUGUAGUUAUGCAGGUUGGAUACACCUAAAAACAUCUCACAAGCCUGCAGCACACAUAUACAAUGUGUAUGUGCGACAUUGAUAAGAAUAAGAUAAGCGUACAGAUUCGUUGCUUAAUUCAAGCGCUGCAUGAAUCAUAUUUAAUGGCGUUCUUUUUUUGCGAAGCGCUUUUAUAUCAUAAUAAAUAAAAUAAAAAUAUCCAUUGUUUCAAGUCUUUUGGAAUUUAUUUGCUGCCAUUUGCAGCAGAAAACUUUAAUUGUAUUGUAUUAUAAUAAUAACAACAAAUGUGUAUUAAAAAUAACAAACUUUAAAUGUAUCGAAAGUUGAAAGUAGUCAGCUAUUAGAUCAAUAUAGCAUUUAGUAAAAGUAAAAA